Centruroides sculpturatus (bark scorpion) is the source of this 454-nucleotide messenger RNA. Its product is annotated as toxin CSTX-20-like. NCBI's taxonomy places the organism in Eukaryota, Metazoa, Arthropoda, Arachnida, Scorpiones, Buthidae. The record is from RefSeq and is a predicted model, not a curated record. Bases 70 to 414 code for a protein of 114 amino acids. The transcript has 4 exons.
AAUUUAAACACUACUUUCAAUAUCUUCACAGAAGUGACGAAGAAUUUUAGGGGUUGAAAUUGCAUUAAAAUGAUUAAAUACAUUUUAUUAGUUUCUUUGGUCAUCGUAAUUACAGAGGCACUUCCAAAGCCAUGCUUUAAGCAAAUAGAUUGCGCACAAGAUGAGUGUUGUUUGAAAAUGGGAAAUGUUUUAAACCUUUGUCGCAAAAGAGGUACUAAAGGGGGAAAAUGCAGUGGAUUAGGUUUAACUAAACUAAUGCAUAAAGACGUUUACAUAGGCAAAUGUCCGUGUGUCGAAGGUUUAGAUUGCAAAAAGAAAAAUGAGGGUUUACUCGGGAAGAUAAUUCACACUUGUCAAGGUGAAAUUGACGAAGAAAAUCCAGACGAAACUUCAGACGAAGAUAUUGAAGAAUAACACAAAAUAUUUUUCAAAAAAUAAAAAAUUGCAAUCAUAA